This is a messenger RNA of Uloborus diversus, 1086 nucleotides long. RefSeq lists its product as uncharacterized. The record is from RefSeq and is a predicted model, not a curated record. The transcript is spliced from 2 exons. Lineage: Eukaryota; Metazoa; Arthropoda; Arachnida; Araneae; Uloboridae. Bases 1 to 1086 code for a protein of 361 amino acids.
AUGUCGGCUAGAAAGAAAAGUACCGUAUAUAAAAAGGACUUUUUCAAGAAAGACAUUUGUUGUGCUUCAGAAAAAGAAAAUCAAGUGUUAAUUGAAGAAGAAAAGUUACCUGACACAUAUUUAGAAGAUUCCAGGCCCGUAGAAGAUUCUGAAACAAGCUUACAAGAGUCAGAACAAACAAGCAGUGACGAUGAUGAUUUGAAUGCAGAAGCAAUAAAGGAAGACAGACUGAUUGCUCAGCUAUACCGAAGAGUUGUUGAUGAUAUUAUGACUUUGUACAACGUCAAAGAAAGCAGAGUUGAUAGUGCCAUCAAAAAACUACGAAAAGAUAUCCACCAGGGACACAAAAAGCAAUUCAAACAUUUUGCAGGAAUUCUCUUUACAAAACCCUCGCACUGCUGUGCUUAUUUGCGUCGCUAUGCCAUUUGUCAUACUGGAAUGGUAAAAUCGGGGAUGUGUAUGUUCUUCAGUUCUCCGCAGUUUUUUGAAUUUUAUUUCAAAAUGGCGGAACUGGAAUGCGUCAAUAUUGUCAGUCUCGGCGGAGGACCUGGAAGCUGCUUAAUUGGACUCUGCAGCGCUUUGUGUGAGAAACAAUGUAGUUUCAGUAAAAUUGACAUAAAAAUUGUUGAUUCUGGGAGUGUUUGGUCGGACAUCUUCCCUCGCAUUAUCAGAGAGGCAAAGUCAUUUCAAGCCGGUUCCAUAACAAAAUUUUUAGAGACAACCUACCUAACAACUGGUUUCCUUCAAUUGGAUCUUACCAGAGAUGAUAUAUUUGACCAUGAGACGCUGUCUGUGACAUUAGAAAGUGCACACAUAAUUUUGAUGGUAAAAAUGAUCUCCUUUCUUUCUGAAGAACAUGCCGGUGAUCUCCUGGAACAUGUAUCUGAAGCAAUGCAGCCAGGAGCACUUCUUAUGUUUGUUGACUGUCCACAUCCUGAAGGUAUAUUCGCUGAAAUUCCUCAUCUCAACCAAAUAUAUCGCAAGCAUUUGUCUUACGAAAUGGAAUACAGGCCGAGGAGAUAUCAUACUCCAUCAAUCUACGAAGCUCAAGCUAAUUUCGCCUUUUACGUGAAAGUUAAUCCAUAA